CAGUCAAAACAAGGCCAUCAUCAUAUGAAAUGGCGAUGUCCAUCCUUCAGCAUGGAGCUCUACCUUCCGCAUGACAUCCUCCCUGCAAUCUGUUAUUUAUCUUUGAAACCCAGCUUAAUUGCCACCAACUUCACUCAAGAUGCCACCAGCAAUUGGAGGCCCUCAGGGAUACACCCCACCAGAAGGAGGAUGGGGAUGGGCGGUGGUCAUCGGAGCCUUCAUCUCCAUUGGCUUCUCCUAUGCAUUUCCCAAAUCAAUUACUGUGUUUUUCAAAGAGAUUGAAGUCAUCUUCAAUGCAUCGAGCAGCAAAGUCUCCUGGAUCUCCUCCAUCAUGCUGGCUGUUAUGUAUGCAGGAGGUCCCAUCAGCAGCAUCCUGGUGAACAAGUAUGGCAGUCGGCCAGUAAUGAUUGCUGGGGGCUGUCUGUCCGGGUGUGGCUUGAUCGCAGCCUCUUUUUGUAACACUGUGGAAGAGCUAUACUUCUGUGUUGGGGUUGUGGGAGGUCUUGGGCUUGCAUUUAAUUUGAACCCAGCCUUGACCAUGAUUGGCAAGUACUUCUAUAAGAAACGUCCAUUGGCCAAUGGAUUAGCUAUGGCAGGUAGCCCUGUAUUCUUGUCUACACUGGCCCCCCUGAACCAGUUUUUCUUCAGUAUAUUUGGCUGGAGGGGGAGUUUUUUAAUUCUUGGUGCCCUUUUGCUGAACUGCUGUGUAGCUGGAUCUCUGAUGCGACCUAUAGGCCCCAAGCCAGAUCAGCUGAAGAAAGAGGUCACAAAAGAAGUAUUGCAGGAAGCAGGGAAGUCAGCUAUGAAAGCGGAUGAAGGAGCUGGCGAUGCCAGUGUGGACCUUAUUGCUGGAAAGACGAAGAAGCAGAAGCUCACAGUUUACCAGAGGAUUAACAAGUUCUUGGAUUUGUCCCUGUUUACACACAGAGGCUUCUUGCUCUAUCUGUCUGGCAAUAUGAUUAUGUUCUUUGGACUGUUCACUCCCUUAGUCUUCCUCAGCAAUUAUGGCAAGAGUAAACAGUUUGGUAAUGAGCGGUCUGCCUUUCUGCUUUCCAUUCUGGCCUUUGUAGACAUGGUGGCUAGGCCUUCCAUGGGACUGGUGGCAAACACCAAGUGGGUCAGACCGAGGGUCCAAUAUUUCUUUGCUGUCUCUGUGGUGUAUAAUGGACUGUGCCACCUCCUGGCACCCUUUUCCACCACCUAUGCUGGGUUUUGCAUCUACGCUGGGUUCUUUGGAUUUGCCUUUGGCUGGCUCAGCUCUGUCUUGUUUGAAACACUGAUGGAUUUGGUUGGUGCUCAGAGGUUCUCCAGUGCUGUCGGGCUGGUGACAAUUGUGGAAUGCUGUCCUGUGCUCCUAGGACCACCUCUCCUAGGUAAACUCAAUGACAUGUAUGGUGACUACAAAUACACAUACUGGUCAUGUGGAAUCAUCUUGAUCGUCUCUGGGAUCUACCUGUUUGUGGGAAUGGGCAUCAACUACCGGCUGUUGGAGAAAGAACAAAAGGCAGAGGACAAGCUGAGAAACGAAGGAAGAGAGGAGGAAACAAAUAUCGAUGAGGCCGAGAAACAAAAAGAGGCCGAGAAACAAAAAGAGGCAAACGAUGUGGCCAACGUGUCGCAGAAAAACACAGAAGAUAGCAUAAAAGAGGAGGAGAGUCGCAUGUGAGGAACUGAGUUUAAUCCUGGAGGGUUGGAGGAAGUGCUUUUCCUUUAAAACAGUGUCUGGGGAAAAUGCUGUGCUGAUAGUGAGCAGUCAUCAGAAGUGUAUAAACCAGGUGUUCAUUUUUAAACAAAGCUCUCUGUUUUUCCAUCUGGAUUCAACAGCGGUAACAGCUACAUGUGCCAUAUCCUCUUACUUGGGUGGGAAACUUUUUUUUAUAUUCUUGCUUUUUUUAACAGUAACGUGAAUGUACUAAUAGGUGCCUUAAAGUUUCCACCUCUAGACUACUCUGGAAGAGCCUUAACGCGACUCUGUAAACCAUGUUUCAGUUAGUUUUGUGAUCUGCUUAGGGUAUGUCUGUUUUUUAAAGCCAUAAAAAAGGAUACUGGAUAUUUUGAGGCUCAACUGGCUUCAAUGCUGAGUCUAAAAUGAAUACUGCUUCACAUACUUCUUAACUGCCAGACUCUUAGUGGAAGUUGGGAUAUUUUUGGGGUGGGUUAGUGGGAGGGGCGGUCUUAAAACAAGACAAAAUCCAAACUCCUUUGGAUGCCAGACACCACCUGGCUCUAUUUGUAGGCUUUUCUAGCACCUCUUGAAAACAUUUUUAUCUACUGUAGUUUUUUAAACAUCCCCCUUUAGUUAAAUUUUGAUGGAACACUUGGGUUGGAGUUGAUGACUGAAAUUAAUAACUAUCUUCACUCCACUCCUUUUGGGGUGGAGCCUCAUUUUAUUGUGAUCAUCCCAUUUUCAUAAAUGACACUUGCUGAUGCAGGAAGGUUUCAGGUUUAGAUCAUCUCACUUUUCCUAGGCAAAGAAAUUUCCAAACUCUGUCUUUGUGAUGCCUCUCUUUAAAGUAACACUAUGAAACCAAAUGGGUACAAAUGCAGAAGGUUGAGUUGUUUAGUUAGGAACCUGCUUUAGUCAUAACUAAAGGAAUCAAUGCUGGUAUGUAUCUGGUCUGUGCAUUCGUCUUUCCAAUCCUAUCACUGAGUGUAGCUUUGGAAUUGGAAGUCUUCCGCUGCUGCUUCAUUUAGGAAAUCAGCAUCUCUACCAGUGUGGGCCAGUACUACUGUGUCCCUUCCUCUUCCCCUAGCCCUGACCCUGAGCUUCCUAAGAGGUGGCAUUUCUGUCCUGAGUCUUCCUUUAGACUAUGCACCCCCUCAGUAAAAUCGAGCAUUCUACUCUUCAUAGAGCUCUGUUCCAAACAAGAUGUUGCAAAAGGCUUGCUGGCCUUCUAGGAUGGAUCCCACUCCUUCCGAAGUCAACAGCAGAACUUCCAAAUGCUUCAGUGGGAGUGGAGUUGGCUUUUAGCAAGGGGUUGUCAGUUCUGUUACAUACUCUCAGAGCCUCUCCUGUGUUCAGAGCAUGGUUGACUCCCUUACUGGUAUGGAUCUGGUCUUGAGUAUGUGGCAUAUUGUCCUGUGCUCUGAGGCCUAAUAUUUUGCACACUAAAUGGGGCCAGAUACAGUCAUAAUCUGAUACGCCCGUGAGAUAAAAUAGCUAAAGCUGCGUAACUGCCCUGUAAAAAAACUCUACUUGCUCCUGUUUAAGUGAGAAUUUAAAGCAAUUUCUAACUACUCAGAUCAAAGAUUCUUAAGGGGGAAGGGGAGGAUGUCUUCUGUUUGUACAUAUUUAUUUUCUUUAGCACUGGUAAAUACCACAGCUUGCGUGAAGAGGGUUAAGCAGAUGGCCCGUGACCCAUAGGCUCCUGGUGCUUGUGUUUUAGUGGAUGUUAAACAGAUAUCCUGUAAGACUGAGGUUUUUGGGUUUUUUCUAAUAAACUUUUGUAUAAUUCA
Molecule: messenger RNA, 3456 nt
Organism: Chelonoidis abingdonii (Abingdon island giant tortoise)
Lineage: Eukaryota; Metazoa; Chordata; Testudines; Testudinidae
Gene: SLC16A1
Product: solute carrier family 16 member 1
Biological process (GO): plasma membrane lactate transport
Cellular component (GO): basolateral plasma membrane
Molecular function (GO): lactate:proton symporter activity
Source: RefSeq, a predicted model, not a curated record